This is a messenger RNA of Hydra vulgaris (swiftwater hydra), 1523 nucleotides long. Its product is annotated as putative E3 ubiquitin-protein ligase UBR7. Lineage: Eukaryota; Metazoa; Cnidaria; Hydrozoa; Anthoathecata; Hydridae. Gene Ontology annotation, cellular component: cytoplasm. Gene Ontology annotation, molecular function: ubiquitin protein ligase activity; zinc ion binding. The record is from RefSeq and is a predicted model, not a curated record.
AAAAUUUUUUUUUGUAUUUAUUAGUGCUAUAAAUUAUGUCUGAUUGUCAUGAUGAUGAAGAUAUCAUUACUGUAGAGGAUGCAGUUUAUGAAAUGGAUGCUCAGGUUGAAGAAUCCAUUGCAAUUUUAGGAGCAAGUGAUUCUGAUAAUUGUACAUACUCUCUGGGUUAUAUGGAAAGACAGGCAUUGUUUGCAUGCAAAACUUGUGAUCUGAAAGGUGAUGCUGGCAUAUGUUAUGCUUGCUCGUUGACCUGCCAUCAAGAGCAUGACCUUAUUGAGUUAUACACUAAAAGAAAUAUUCGAUGUGAUUGUGGAAAUUCAAAGUUUAAUGGGUUUGAAUGCUCCCUAAUUAAGAAUAAAGACCUUUUGAAUGAAAAGAAUGCAUAUAAUCAUAACUAUAAAGGUUUAUAUUGCACUUGUGAUCGACCUUAUCCUGACCCUGAAGAAGAGAUAGAAGAUGAAAUGAUUCAAUGUGUAGCAUGUGAAGAUUGGUAUCAUUCAAGACAUUUAGGUUCUUUACUCCCUGCUGAGUUUCAUGAAAUGGUGUGCUAUCUCUGUGUUGCUAAAUAUAAUUUUCUUCAGUAUUAUUAUAAUGAACAAGUAAAUACACCAGAUAUAGAUGUAGUAUCUGUUGAUAAAGAAAAGGAAUCAAAAAACACAGACAGUCAUUUUUCUCUAUCAGACACUUUAACAAAUGAAGAAAAGCAAAAUAAAAUUAAAAAAAAUGAAGAGAUGUGCAAACUAGAAAAACUAAAACAUCAUUUUGUUAACCUUGGUAACAUAGAUAAAAAUGUAUCUUUUUAUUGGAAUGAUGGAUGGAGGAGCAGUUUAUGUAAUUGUGCUAUGUGUUUGGAAUUAUAUGAGAAGAAUUCAAUUCCUUUCAUCAUAAAAGAAUCAGAUACAAUAACAUUCUAUGAAAAUAAAGGAAAAGAAAAGGCCGAUAAUCUUUUAAAGGAUGCUGCUAAUAAAAUCUCUUCGAUGCCCAUAGUACAACAAGUUGAACUUGCUAGAGGUUACCAAGAGCUCAAGUCUGGUCUGCAAAAUUUUUUACGUAACUUUCCUCCAAAUCAGAUUGUCAAAAAGGAAGAUGUAGAAAGCUUUUUCGAAGAGCUCAAUGAACGCAAACGUAGAAGAGUCACUAACAUCCCACCGAACAAUUGUCGUUAGUCUUCUAUUAAAUUCAACUGCACUUUUAAUAAAAACGAUGAAAUGAAAUAGCAUAAACCAUUGAAGUUUUUUCAGAAAAAAAUAAAAUUGAUGCUGUGUCAUAUUAUUGUCGUCGUGAAUAUCUAAUGAUGUUGCCGAUACCGUUUUGUAACAUCGUGUUUUAAUAAAAUAAAAGUCGUGUUUUAAUAAAAUAAAAUGAUUCUUUACAUUCGUAAAUAUAAAAAUGUAAAACAUUUUUACGCAUUAAUAACUUAAAGAAUAAAUUUAAUACUUGAUAAUUUGUCAUUUUAUUAAUUAUUUAUACUUUAACAUUGUACUUUGUUGUGAGAAUCAAUAGUAUAAAUGUAUUUGUAAUUA